Sycon ciliatum is the source of this 928-nucleotide messenger RNA. RefSeq names its product myophilin-like. The transcript is spliced from 3 exons. Bases 170 to 634 code for a protein of 154 amino acids. The record is from RefSeq and is a predicted model, not a curated record. Gene Ontology annotation, molecular function: actin filament binding. Gene Ontology annotation, cellular component: actin cytoskeleton. Lineage: Eukaryota; Metazoa; Porifera; Calcarea; Leucosolenida; Sycettidae. Gene Ontology annotation, biological process: actin filament organization.
CAUACAUGUACUAUUUUUUACGCUUGCAAGUCGACUAGUCGCGACGUUGAUCAGCAUCACAAGGCCUACAAAUAGCGGUGCUCGAUCUGAUUCUGUUACACUGCUUUUUCUUCCUCAGCGAAACACAAAAUAGCUCUGUCUUCCCACGCGCCCAUCAUCUUCGACGAACAUGCAGCGACCCACUGGAUAUGGGCUAGUUCCCCAAACGGACGGUAAGCUCGAGGAGAAGAUGGAUGCCUUUGCUGCAACAGAUAUUCCAGAAAAGAUCGUCUCCUGGCUGAACGCUGUCCUGGACAAUCCAGCAGAUGCGUGCAAGAGUCACGAUUGGAAAGACAUCCAAGAGUUUUUGAAGGACGGAACACGUCUCUGUCGCUUCAUGAAGUCUGUGGGCGAUCCAAGAAGGAUUCCAGACAUGAGAGUUGACCCGCAAACGCAGUUCGCCUGCAUGGACAACAUUAGCAUGUUCCUGAAUGCCGCUAAGGAAAUCGGUGUGAAGGACGACGACUUAUUCCAGCCGGAGGAUCUGUACAACGGGGAGAAAGGACCGUUCAGUCGCGUUAUCAACACACUCGACCAAGUGGGCCGGUGUUCCCUGGCCAUGCGGAACAGUGCAGUACCACAGUACGGCGCCUAGGAUAACGAGCUAGGCUUCGCGCCUGAAUGCGAGAUACAUGUGCAGGCUGUGCCACCUCGAUCUUGUGUGCAAGCAAGCAGUCGCUUCACACGGGCUGGUAUCCCAAGCUAGCAUGGAAACAUCAAGUACCGACCGCAACGCCAUCGAUUAAUAUGCCCCAAAGACAUGCAGUUUUUUAUAUAUUUUUUGAACAAUUAAUUCACACAUUGGGACAAGCUAUCAGUUUUAUAGUUUUCCGUAUGCUAUGCUGAUUUCUACAAGUAGGCAUAGCAUGCAUAUUAUUAUUACCAAUCU